Molecule: messenger RNA, 905 nt
Organism: Ctenocephalides felis (cat flea)
Lineage: Eukaryota; Metazoa; Arthropoda; Insecta; Siphonaptera; Pulicidae
Gene: Dph5
Product: diphthine methyl ester synthase
Exons: 3
Coding region: 27-860 (277 amino acids)
Biological process (GO): protein histidyl modification to diphthamide
Molecular function (GO): diphthine synthase activity
Source: RefSeq, a predicted model, not a curated record
CUAGUCUUAUAAUUACAGGUGAAAUAAUGUUCUAUAUUAUAGGAUUGGGUCUUGGCGAUGCUAAAGACAUUACUGUGAAAGGAUUGGAAAUAAUUAAAAAGUGUGACAGAGUUUACCUUGAAUCCUACACUUCCCUACUAACAGUGGGACAAGAAGAAUUAGAAAAAUUUUACGGAAAAAAAAUAAUCCUAGCCGAUAGAGAAAAUGUUGAGCAAGGGUCUGAUGAUAUUAUGCAAGGAUCUGAUAAAGAAGAUGUAGCUUUUCUAGUGGUAGGUGAUCCUUUUGGUGCUACAACUCACACAGAUAUUGUUCUUAGAGCUAAAGAAAAAGGAUACAAAUGUCAAGUUAUCCACAAUGCUUCAAUUCUAAAUGCUGUUGGAUGCUGUGGUCUACAGCUUUAUAAUUUUGGAGAAACUGUUUCAAUACCCUAUUGGAAUGAUGAUUGGAAACCUGAUAGUUUUUAUGACAAAAUUAAAGGAAAUAGGCUUAGAGGACUUCAUACACUUUGUUUAUUAGAUAUUAAAGUUAAAGAACCAACUCUAGAAAGUUUAACAAAGAAAAAGCGUGAAUAUGAACCACCAAGAUUUAUGAAAACGUCAGAAGCAGCUGAUCAACUUCUUCAGAUUGUUGAGAAGUUAAGAAGCAAUGAAAUACCAGAUGCAGACUUAGCUUAUUUUGAAGAUACAACAUGUGUUGGACUAGCCAGAAUAGGCUCUGAAACGCAGGCUAUUAUUAUGUGCUCCCUAUCAACAAUGAGGAAAACAGACAUGGGUCCACCUUUACAUUCAUUAAUAAUACCAGCAGAAAUUUUGCAUCCUGUGGAACAAGAGUAUUUGGACCAAUUCAAAUUAAAACAAUGAUAAAUAAGUGCAGUAAAUAUUUUAUUCACAUUUCAGUUUAUAUUA